AGAUCGUCGAACAUUUCACAUUAUCCUUAUCACUCGUUCUACGACUUCAUUCAAAAGUGUUAGGCUUUUACCAUUACCCGAAUUUCGUUCACCAUGAAUGCCCGUCAGCAUCUAGUGGCAGGACACUCUCAUGGCCAUGAUGCAGACUCUGAGGAUGAUUGGGACAAUGGAGCUGGAGACCACCAGCAAGUGGCCGAAUCCUCGGACGCUGAGAUGGUAGACCACGCCAUGGGAUUCAUGCACCAUGCACAACCUUUCUCAUCGGAAACGACUUUUGCACCUCUUCAAAAGCCUGUUGCAAUUCCUCAAGUCUCUCCAACACUCGGAGCACCUUUUGCCCGGGCGUACGCCGAAGUCCUGCAAUCUUAUGACAUCAACCCUGUUACAUGGAUGGAGUUUGUCGACAAUUUCAAUGUUCUGCUCACGGGUUCGCCUCCAUUGACCGCGUUGAGCGUUGCCGGUCAAGCCAUGAGCUUUGUUCCAGUCCACUAUCUUGGACUUGCUGGCACAGGUUUGCAGCUAGCUGCGGGGUUGGGCAAAUACGCCAUGGUCAAGACAAGGUGCGCACACUUUGUGAGAAGAAGCAAUGAACAAUUCUUUGUACCUAGAGGACUGAAAGUCAAAAUCCUGAAGACAGAAUACCUUGCGAAAAUCUGCGGCGUACGUUUGGAGGAGCUCAUGGUGAAGCCUUUGCAGCCCGGAAUGGACAUGGACACGAUGGGAGGACCUUUGGAUCGCAGACUGCAGGCUGUCGCAGGUCAUGUUGCGGAUUUGACCAUGGACGUGCCUCCGCCAACAGAGCAAACCAAUCUUCUUGCCAAGAUAUCAGCCAAAGAGAGUGCUCACUCCGAGGCCAAAAUGGACAAGAAGACUAUGAAGGGUAGAGAGAAAGCCAUGGAAAAGAUGCCUGCCGCACCAGGAGGGGUCGAUGCAAAAGCCCAAAAAGAGUUAGACAAACUUGACAGCGAAGAGGAAAAAGUACACAGAGAAGAAACGAAACCCAAGAAAAUCGAGAAGGAGUUGCGGAGGAUUGAGGAGGAUAGGCAGAAAGUGCUGGCUGACGCACAGAAGGAUUCGGGCAAAGAUCAGGAGGAUUCUAUCAAAGACGACAAGGAAGUCAAGAAGAGUAAGAAAGGCCUGUGGAUGAUUGUUCUCAACAAAGACGCCGUAGAGCAUUGGGAGGCAGAAGAGGAGAAACGGAAGGCGAACGGCCCUUUCGGAUUUCUGCAUAGGUCCAAGAACUAGGAGAUGCUCAUCCGUCUUUUGAUGGUCUCCAGCUGAGCAGCGGUCGUGAUAGAGUGGGGGAUGGGUAGUGCACAAGUGCC
This is a messenger RNA of Exophiala viscosa, 1325 nucleotides long. RefSeq lists its product as uncharacterized. Bases 94 to 1245 code for a protein of 383 amino acids. The record is from RefSeq and is a predicted model, not a curated record. The transcript has a single exon. NCBI's taxonomy places the organism in Eukaryota, Fungi, Ascomycota, Eurotiomycetes, Chaetothyriales, Herpotrichiellaceae.